Carassius carassius (crucian carp) is the source of this 1444-nucleotide messenger RNA. It is a transcript of the gene hif1an, whose product is annotated as hypoxia inducible factor 1 subunit alpha inhibitor. The record is from RefSeq and is a predicted model, not a curated record. The transcript is spliced from 8 exons. Lineage: Eukaryota; Metazoa; Chordata; Actinopteri; Cypriniformes; Cyprinidae. Gene Ontology annotation, cellular component: cytoplasm; nucleus. The coding region runs from base 223 to 1296 and encodes 357 amino acids. Gene Ontology annotation, biological process: peptidyl-aspartic acid hydroxylation; negative regulation of Notch signaling pathway. Gene Ontology annotation, molecular function: peptidyl-histidine dioxygenase activity; ankyrin repeat binding; [protein]-asparagine 3-dioxygenase activity.
CCUGUGGGUGUUAUGAAUUAUGAAAACAUCGGCAGUGUUUCUGUUUUCACGCUGCUUGUAUGACUGCGCGGGUCGCUCCGCUCGUCGGUUCGUGUUUCUGUGGGGUGUGUGAAAGGCCAGGAGCGGUUCUUGCUGCUCCCCUCUCAGCUCAACGGCUGUGCCGUUCGCCCUCGUGUGACUUCAUUGUGAAGUAACAGGAAUCCUCUGGCGAACUCUGAGGACAUGGCAACCGUGACAGUGGAUGAAGCGGACCCAGCAGAGACCGAUGGAGCUGCCUCCGCCACCGCCUCCACGGAUCUACGCGACCCAGGCUGGAAUGAAUCGCAGCUUCGGCAAUAUAGUUUUCCAACCCGACUAAUACCGCGACUAUCUCAUACUGAUCCGCGUGCGGAAGAGCUCAUUAAUAACGAGGAGCCUGUUGUAUUAACAGAUACCAGUUUAGUAUAUCCAGCUCUAAAAUGGGACAUACCCUACUUGCAAGAGAACAUUGGAAAUGGGGACUUCUCUGUUUACAUAGCAGAAAAUCAUAAAUUCUUGUAUUAUGAUGAGAAGAAGAUGACAAACUUUCCAGACUUUGUGCCCAAAUCUCAUCGAAUAGAAAUGAAGUUUUCUGAAUUUGUGGACAAGAUGCAUCAAACAGAGGGACAAGGUGGAAAAGAAAGAGUGUACUUGCAACAAACUCUGAAUGAUACAGUAGGCCAAAAAAUAGUGGUGGAUUUCCUUGGAUUCAAUUGGAACUGGAUUAACAAACAGCAAGCUAAACGAAACUGGGGACCGCUGACCUCAAAUUUGCUGCUCAUAGGCAUGGAAGGCAAUGUGACACCAGCGCACUAUGAUGAGCAGCAGAAUUUCUUUGCACAAAUCAAAGGACAUAAGAGAUGUAUCCUCUUUCCUCCGGAUCAGUUUGACUGCCUCUAUCCUUACCCAGUUCAUCAUCCAUGUGACAGACAGAGUCAGGUUGAUUUUGAAAAUCCAGAUUAUGACAAGUUUCCUAAUUUACAAAAUGCUGUUGGAUAUGAGGCUGUUGUGGGACCAGGUGAUGUCUUAUACAUCCCAAUGUACUGGUGGCAUCACAUUGAGUCCCUGUUAAAUGGAGGAGUGACCAUCACAGUAAACUUCUGGUACAAGGGGGCACCCACUCCAAAGAGGAUCGAGUACCCAUUGAAAGCUCAUCAGAAGGUGGCCAUAAUGAGGAACAUAGAGAAAAUGUUAGGAGAGGCCUUGGGGGACCCACAUGAGGUUGGUCCAUUGUUGAACAUGAUGAUCAAAGGCAGAUAUGACCAUGGACUGAGUUAAUGGCCUGAGCUGAACCCUCUUUAGUGUGCUGCUAAGAUGGUCUGUUUAUACAUAUGUGUGGAUAUGAGUAUGUGCCUGUGUGUACAUUCAGACUGUUGAAAUGCCAGUGCAUGGCAGUAUUUUGGCAGUAUAAAGACUUUUGCCUUUU